Molecule: messenger RNA, 3396 nt
Organism: Penicillium oxalicum
Lineage: Eukaryota; Fungi; Ascomycota; Eurotiomycetes; Eurotiales; Aspergillaceae
Exons: 4
Coding region: 1-3396 (1131 amino acids)
Cellular component (GO): cytoplasm
Molecular function (GO): ATP-dependent chromatin remodeler activity; ATP binding
Source: RefSeq, a predicted model, not a curated record
AUGCCCCCAUCGAAAGACGAUCGCGUCAACUCCCUGGUGGAGGACCAGGAGACGUUCCAAUUUCUGCUGGACGAUCUUCGCGAGACCAACCCGCAAGACACUUCAGGCAUUGCUGAACUAGAGGCUACGGUAAAAAGAAUCGAAGCCGAAAUCGCAGGGCUUCUCGGCACAGUUUCAAAUGAGUCCUCCCCUAUCCCCUCAAACAACUUUCAACAAGGCGCCCCCUCGCAAUCGUCUGAUGGGCCACCUUUUUCCACCCAGAGGAGCCCGAUGUUACCUUCGUACGUCGAUCCUACCUCUGCGCCAUACCACCCGUCUACCGCCCCUUCGCCUUUCGCAAGCCGCACGGCUUCUUUGUCAACAUCACUACUCCACACAAGACCCGACGAGUCUCGCAAGCGACAGCGCCAAAAUUCUUCCGGCUCGCCAGUUCUGCGGCAGUCGUCCAAGAGGGUUGCCAUCGACCGUCACAAGUCCCGAUACGAGGAGCUGGAGGCGGAUAUGGAGCGUGAACUGAAGCGGACACGUGAGGAACACGAUGAGGCAAAGGAGGCCGAUGCUGUUCAAACACGAGCAAUGGUGGAAGGAAUCUCAGUCGAUCAGGUUUUGGAGAAGAUUGAAAAGGAGCGGGAGGAGGAAGAGGAGGCCAUUCGCGCUCAGUACCGUACGGCGAUGGAUGAGCAAGUCGCACGGAUCAUUCAUGCAGAGGAAGUGGCCAGUGAGAGCGAGGAGGAGCGUCGCUCCAGUCCAAUGUCCUCGCAAUUCAAUCUCCCUGAUCGCACGCUGAACCAUCCACAAAGGGCUCGUCCAGAAAGUCCGUCUCUUUUUUCCUCGCGGCACACCGGCCCCUACCCCGUGCCAACGCAAUUUGAUUACAAUCCCGAGCCCCCAGGCACAUAUCCCUAUGGAGAUGAUGAUCUGCAGGAAAUACCGAGGGAAUACUUCGACUCCCGCCAUCCGGGCUCACUGGGCUACAAUUCUCCAGGCUUUGGCUCUUCCCGCUUCAAUCCGCCAGGGGCUGGCUCAUCUGGAAUGAGGCCACCAGGCAGGUAUCCGAAUGGAUUCAGCUCUGCCUCAACAGUGCCAAAUUUUGGCCCCCCGCAGUACAAUUCCAUGUUUAACCCAUUAGGUGGCCGAGUUUUACCUUGGAUGCAGCCGGAACUUCCAGCACAGACACCUGUGAUGGAGGCAGUAGAUCUCUUGCAAGAUAACCCUCUGGGGCUGGAAGAUGAGGAUGAUUUAGAGCAAUACGAGGAGCAGAACUUUCCGGAAGACAUUAAAAACCUAAUCACGGGAAUCAAGGACAUCCGUGAGGCCACCAAAGCGGAGAAGGAUGAGACUCCAGCGGGCCUCAAAGUGACCUUGAUGAAGCAUCAAAAAAUCGGCGUGGCUUGGAUGAAGGCCAAGGAGGAAAGUAACCACAAGGGGGGAAUUCUUGCUGACGACAUGGGCCUUGGGAAGACCAUUCAGGCCAUUGCUUUGAUGGUCGCAAGGCCUCCGCCAGAUUCAGAGCAUCAACCGUGUUUGAUUGUUGCUCCCAAGGCUUUGAUGGAUCAAUGGCGCCGAGAAAUUCAGAGGCACGUUCUACCAGGAAAGCAUCAACUGUCUGUGUUUAUCUAUCAUGGCACCAAUCGCGCUGAAUGGAGAAAACUCAAGUCCUUUGAUGUGGUAAUCACUACCUUUGGCACUCUGACCGCCAGUUACAAGUCGCUUCUCAAGGCGGAGAAGCUGGAAGAGGAAGGCAAAGAUAGUAGCAUUAUCAGAGAUGUUCGCAAUGCGUCAACAUUCUUCACGCCUCUUACGAAGUUCCAUCGGGUGAUCGUGGAUGAGGCACAAAACAUCAAGAACCCGGCCGCGAAAUCGGCCAAGGCCUGCUGUCGACUGAAUGCCACAUAUAGAUGGUGCCUUACCGGAACGCCGAUGAUGAACAGACUCGAAGAUUUUCAAUCUCUUUUGUCCUUCCUCCGAAUCCGGCCGUACAACAACAAGGAAAAAUUCAAACGCGAUUUCCGGGUCGUCAAGAGCGGCUUUGUCCCAGAGCAUGUAAUGCAGCAGCUGCGCAUUCUAGUCAAGUCUGUUUGCUUCCGCCGAACGAAGACCUCAAAGAUUGACGGCCAACCCAUCCUACAAUUACCUUCCAAGGUCAUCGAAAAGGUUCACGUGCUGUUUGACGAAAAGGAGCGGGAAUUCUACGAUGCUUUAAAUUCGAAAACGCAAAGACACGUAGAGCGCCUGUUGAGCGCCGGUAUUUUGGGUAAGAAGUACAGUACCGUUCUCGUGCUCCUGCUGCGCCUGCGGCAAGCUUGCUGCCACAUGCAAUUAUUGCAGGAGCACGCCACCGAGGUUCCGGCCGCAGAAGGCAGAGACAUGAUUGCCAACGCCAAGAUGUUGAGUCCUACGGUUGUCGAACGCAUCAAAAGCAAUGAAGGCGGAGAGGACGACGGCACUUGUCCGAUCUGUAUGGAUAUCGUUGAGAAUGCAGUGAUCUACAUUCCCUGUGGUCACUCUGUGUGCAACGAAUGCUUUGCUCGUAUCUCUGACCCACAGAUGCUGGCUCGCAAUGAUGAUACGGGCAUGAUCAAGUGCCAGAAUUGUCGCGGGCCUUUUGAUCCACUGAAGAUCACCGAUGGACAGUCGUUCAAAAAGGUGUAUGCUCCUACAGAAGCGGCCGAGACGGAAGCCAUUGAAGAGAAUGAAGAUCAAUCCGACGAGCUCGAGUCCGAUGAAUCGGAUUCGGACACUGCCAGCGACGCCUCCUCAGGGAAACCCAAGAAGAAGUCUCUCGCCGAGCUACGCAAAGAAGGGCAGAAAAAUAAGCGCGCCAAGCGCCGUUAUCUCCGUCGCCUCGAAAAGUCUUGGGAGCCAAGUGCCAAAAUCACCAAGGCUCUCGAAAUUUUGGAGCAGAAUGAAACUCGUGGCAAGGGCGAGAAGACGAUUAUCUUCAGCCAAUUCACGUCCCUCCUCGACCUCCUGGAAGUCCCCAUCAACCGAAAGGGCUGGAAAUAUUGCCGCUUCGACGGCAGCAUGAACAUUACUGAGCGAAACGAAUCCGUGGCAACAUUCACCGACGAUCCCGACACACGAAUUAUGCUGGUGUCUCUCAAGGCUGGUAACGCCGGGUUGAACCUCGUCGCCGCUUCCCACGUGAUCUUGUUCGACCCGUUCUGGAACCCCUACGUCGAAGAUCAAGCUAUUGAUCGCGCUCACCGCAUUGGUCAGGUCAAAGAAGUCUUUGUCCAUCGCCUUUUGAUUGAAAACACAGUCGAGGAUCGGAUCAUCGAUCUCCAGGAAAAGAAGCGGGAGCUCAUCAGUGGAGCUCUCGAUGAAGGAGGCUCGAUGAAUGUCUCACGGUUGGAUGUCAGGGAGCUUGCUUAUCUCUUUGGCGUUCGUAACUAG